Molecule: messenger RNA, 5293 nt
Organism: Porites evermanni
Lineage: Eukaryota; Metazoa; Cnidaria; Anthozoa; Scleractinia; Poritidae
Source: the annotation of a GenBank genome assembly
AUGGCGACUGCACCCCUGGCCAGUUCUCCAGCGAAGACAAAUGGAAACAAGCUGAGCAGGCUUCUCAUCGAUGGCGGAACAACAGUACUGAGGAAUGUCUUUGAUCGCUAUCACCCACCUGCCAACUUGGCUUCUGGUCUCAAUACCGAUUACUCUAUUCUUAACAACCUUUUGCGUAGAAGAGUUCUAAAUGGCCAUCAGUGGGACAAACUGUUUCCCCCUGGUGGAGGGGUGCCAGACUCUAACACGUUUGACAUCACUCUUCUUUUCCUACUGCUAACCAACAUUUGUGGCUUAUCCCCUCCCCUGACUGGAUGGCACACCAAGCCAUCCCCUGGUGAUAACUCUCUUGAGGCUAACCUUGCUCGCGUUAAGUUCUUUCGGAAUGAGCUGUAUGGUCAUGUGACGUCCAGUGGUGUUGAUGCGACAUCCUUCUCUACCUUCUGGCAUGAAAUAAGCACGGCUCUUAUUUGUCUUGGUUUGGAUCAGGCUGAAGUUAACAGACUGAAGGCAGAGCAGGGUGGAGAGGAGGAUUAUCUUGAUGCCUUAAUUGAGUGGGCAGGCAGUGAAGAGGAUAUUAAGGCGCAGCUGAAGGAUAUCCACCAGAGGCAACUAAAAUUCAGUGAGACCCAAUGUAAAACACAAGACGUUGCGGAAGAAGUAUUGAGGGUGGAGCUCAAAGGUGAGAAAAUCCUUCUUGAUAGCAAGUCAAAGUUGGAUGAAGUAAGCCAGUUGGUAUACGCAACACAUCAAGCGACAAAUGAAGCACAUCAGGAGAACAUUUUGCGUUUGGAUAAAGUGUGUGACUCCCAAUCCAAAACCAUUCAUGCUGUCGAUGUAAUGCAUGAAUCAAUUCAAGAAGUAAAACAGGAGGUAAAAGGCUUGACGAAAAGGAAAAACGGGCACGCAGAUGAGGUACUAAAAACCCUUGUGAAGUCGGAAUUCAAAGGAGACAUAGAAUUUCAUGCAAACAAAUUCCAGGAAGGAACUCGUGAGUGGAUCUUCGAAAGCAUCAAAGACUGGUUAGACGACCGGAGCUCGCGACAUCGCGUGAUGGUAAUUAGUGGCAAUCCAGGGAUGGGAAAGACUGUUAUUUCCGCUGUUGUUUCGCAAAGAAUGCAAACAGUUGGAAGAUUGUCAGGGAGCCACUUCUGUCAGCAUAACAAUUCACGGUACCGAGAUCCUCGUUUAAUGCUCCAGUCUUUGGCCUGCCACUUGUGUCAAGCGAUGCCAAGUUACAAAGAUACUCUGUUAGAACAGUUGUCUAGAAAUCUGGGAAAAGACCUCAACAACAUGGGUGUAGAAGAGCUGUUUGCGUUGCUGUUCAAAGAGCCUCUCAGCACAGUACAAGAUCCUGGAAGAAACACUCUAAUAGUCAUAGAUGGCCUCGAUGAAAGCGAGUACCAAGGACGCAAUGAGCUUCUACAUGUAAUCAGUAACCACUUUCCUAUGCUUCCAGUUUGGAUGAGAAUUUUGAUCACAACUCGUCCAGAGAGGAGCAUAGCAGAGGUAUUGCGACAUUUAGAGCCAAUCGAGCUUAAACAAAAGCGUGAGGAAAACUUAAAUGACAUUCAAACCUCGUUUGAAAAUCAACUCAGCAACAAAAUUGGUGAAAAGCAUAAAGAUAUUCUCUUGAAAGAGCUGGUUAAGAAAUCAGAAGGCCUGUUUAUUUACGCUUACUAUAUAGUGGAUUUCAUCCAAAAGAAUGUUUCAGUUCUCACCCCUGAUCAGCUGGAAAGCGUAUUGCCUUCAGGUAUUUCAUCCGUUUACUUGUCCUAUUUCAAACGGUUAGAGAAUGAACUUUGCAAAGAGCUUCAUGCAGAUGAGGAACAUUUUUUGCGUUUCCUGUGUGCAUUGGCCGCUGCAAGGGAACCAUUACCAGUAGAAUUCAUCGCCAAAAUUCUAAACCCUGGAGGAAAAUCAUUGACUGCGCAGCGAAAAGUUAAAAAAGCAAUAUCUUGNAUCAGCUGGAAAGCGUAUUGCCUUCAGGUAUUUCAUCCGUUUACUUGUCCUAUUUCAAACGGUUAGAGAAUGAACUUUGCAAAGAGCUUCAUGCAGAUGAGGAACAUUUUUUGCGUUUCCUGUGUGCAUUGGCCGCUGCAAGGGAACCAUUACCAGUAGAAUUCAUCGCCAAAAUUCUAAACCCUGGAGGAAAAUCAUUGACUGCGCAGCGAAAAGUUAAAAAAGCAAUAUCUUGCAUCUCUACACUGUUACCAGUUCGCGAGGGUCGUCUGCACUUCUUUCACAAGUCAAUCAAGGACUGGUUAAUAGCAUCAUUGCCUUAUGAACAGCAUGAUUUCGCGGUGGACGAGAAAGAAGGUCAUUACGUCCUUUCUGAUCUUUGUGCUUCUGAACUCGAUAACUUGCAGCGAAAAGGGGUUCAUGACAGACAGUUUACGAAUACUGAAUCAUAUGCUUUGCAUCAUGGUACCCAGCACAUGCUUCAGGUGGUGAACUAUCAUGACUGCGCUGACGCAACAGGAACCAACAGUGUCAGAGUAGAACAGGUGUACAAAUACGCAACGGACCUGGAGCUUGUUUAUGCGAAACUUAAAGUUAAGAGCACAUUCGCUACAGAAGAUCUUCUCAGUCUUCAAAGUCAAAGUUGCAGUUUAUUAAGCGUCGAAAGAGAGUUCGUUGUGACUUCUCUCCUUAGUCUUCUUAAAAAACACUUUUAUAUCUUGGUUGAUCACCCUCACCUACUUUUCCAAUGCUUGAUUAACGAAGGAAUUCCUGAAUUAUCGUCUUUAGCAGCAGUUAUCCUUGAAUCGUCAACACCCAAAAUACCCUACAUGAAACAUUUCAAGAAUGAAGACCAGAGAAGAACUGAUAAGGCAAGGUUUUACUGUUCAGACAAAAUCGUUUGCUUUGAUGUUUCACCUGAAAUGGACUACUUGAUAUGCGAAUGUCGAGAUGGAACUAUCUGUCUAUGGUCCCUUCUGACAGGUAACAAGAUAUGGGUUCGGCCAACGUUGACGAAGAAAGAGUUCUAUUCUGGAUAUCCAGACGACAGUGCAUACCGUGUUGUAGGUAAUAACUCUUUGUCUUAUUACCGUUCUGUGACGUUUCAUCCAAAUGGGGAAUCUGUGCUAGCAGGGACACUCCAAUUUGUGUAUACUCUGGAUGGAGAUAGGAAAGACCUUUUCCCCAGCAGUGAUUGCAUUUUUUCAAAUUUCGUCUUUUGCAAAGACAAGAAAGAAGUUUUAACUGACCGCCCAAAUAAGCCAAAGGAGGUAGCCUUGUGGAAUAUAGUAAAUGGUGAAAACGUCUUAAACAUCGUUGCUGACGAAGACAUUGCUACCUUUACCAUUUCGGAAGACGGGUCACAAGUUGCUCUUUCCCAAGUGACUUUUGAAAUUGUUAUUUUUGAUCGAGUUAACGAAAGUGUCCAGAGGAUUCUUCGAACUGAGUCGGUGGUUUGUGGGCUGAUGCAUUUCACACCCGAUACUGAGAACACCCUUGUUUGCGGGUUUCUUGGUUUUACUGUCGAGUAUGAAUGUGGCGCUUAUAAACGUUUAUUUUGUGAUCGACCACAGUUUUUAACUGUUAAUUCCGAUCUCGUUUUUGAUUCUGUUCAACCUGAAGCUUUUAGGUUAUGGCCAUACGUCUCAUCAGGCACUUCGGAUUGGGAAUCGGGAUACUGGGAAUUAACGAUGCAGGACUAUUGGGUGCAUCGCGUAAUGCCCAGUAAGUUUUUGUACGCAGGCGCCUACAUCAGACUUAAUAAUGAGUCCGCAUUGGUUGGUAGCCCAGCUUGCAAAUACGUCGCUAUGGUAAACACUGAAGAGGUGUUUCGAUUGCAGAACGGCGGAGUUGUUGUGAAGAUUGCAUUCUCUCUAGAAGGAGAUGCCAUUUAUUCCAUUACUUCAGAAUCAGAAUCUCUUCAUCAUAACUUAACGUUGACUGUUUUUAGAAUGUCAAAUAAUGAGCUGUUGAGCACCAAAAUAUUCCCUGGCCCCAUUUCCAUCUUUCCAACGAGAGAUGGCGUCAUGCUUCGAAAACAUGACAGAGUCGCAGAGUUAUGGAGCUUUGACAUGUCCACUUGUCUUAGACCUCUUCCCAAGGUUACCGAAUACGAGAAAGUUUAUACUAUUUCAGAGGUAUUUAUAGCCUGUUGUUAUUCGGUGCCAUUUUACGAACUGUCGGAGGAUUUAGAGAAUGAGGGUUCAGAUAAUUCAGAAGACUGGCCUAAUGAUAUAGACGAAUGGUGUGCCGAUUCUCAAGACCAUUGGGUUAUUGACGUCUUGGACGUGACCAGUGCUGGCAGCAGGAUUGUUUCAUCACUGAAGGCCGAUUUGGAUGCCGAUGAAAUGAUACUUUCAGUUUCAUUUAGUGAUCCAAGUCAAGUGUUACUUUGUACUCUUAAAGAGGAAGAUAUUGGAGUUCUCUUAUUCGAGAACGUAAAACUCAGUUUAAGGAAAAACGGUUUGAUUGUGUGGGAAAGAACAACGUGCUGGAUUGAUUGUAUAAUUGAGUCACACCUGCUCUGUUCGCCUAGAAAUGAAUUUGUUGUCACUUGGAACACUCUUGACCAAGGUCAUGGCCUACAUAUACUUAAUGCAGAUACGGGAGAAACAUUGCACGUCUUCCAUGGUCAACAAAAUGACAUUGUUGAUUGUAAGUUUCUCGAUGAUAAAUCUGUGGUUUGCUGCAGUGGGGACAACUUCCUUCGAUUGUAUAAUAUCAGAACAGGAGAUCUGCUAAGUGUUCUAGACAUUGGAGAGCAACCGUUCUGUUUGGGAGCCUGUCUGUACCAGCCUCUUGUCGCCAUUGGUCUGUCCCAGACAAGAAUAAAAUUCGUCCACGUACAGUUGCCAAAAGAAACUAAAAAGACUGCAAGGUUAGUUUCUUUUAUCAUUCUCUUAGUCAUCGCGGUAGAUUAACUAUAUAGUGAAGCCCCCAAAAACCAAUCCUCGUUGUGCCAUGAAAAUUCCAUCGUAUAAAAGAGGGUUUCAGAUAAGAAAAUGAGUGUGUGUUUUCUUUGAUCGAAGCAAAUGCUGCGUCGUAGUGACGGUGUCCACUGAACUCAGGCAACAACAUGAUAGUUUCUGUUGGUACCUGUUGGUUCGAGUUGGUUGUAAAACCACUUUCGAGAGUUUUAACGCGGUUUAGGUGUAGAAAUCCUUUUUUCUUAGAUCUUCCACCGCACAAUGCAGGGCUGUCUAUCUUAGGUACUUCACAGCUGCCUAGUCCCUUUAUGAAUUGUGUAACGCAACUGGAUCUUUACAUGAAACUAACGACUUUCUUAUUUAAAUUGAAUUGUAGCCUCAGUCAUCAAACGCCAGUGAAUUAA